AUGCCGUCUGAGGGUCGAGAAUGCAUUUCAAUUCACAUUGGCCAAGCUGGUGCGCAAAUCGGAAAUGCCUACUGGGAACUGUAUUGCUUGGAACAUGGAAUCAGCAAAGAUGGAAGAAUAGUCAAGGAUCCAAACUCGGAAAAGAAAUCAGAUAAUCAGUUGAUGGUACUUUACUUAAGCUACUCACUAAUGCCUGAUUUACAGUCAAUAAGCACAUUCUUUACGGAAGCAUCAUCUGAGAAAUACGUUCCACGAGCGAUUUACGUUGACUUGGAACCAACUGUACUGGACGAAAUCCGUAACGGACCAUUCAAACAACUAUUUCAUCCAGAUCAGUUGAUCAGUGGCAAGGAAGAUGCAGCCAAUAAUUAUGCUCGAGGGCAUUACACGAUCGGUAAAGAACUCAUCGAUCAAGUGCUCGAAAAAAUCAGAAGACAGGUUCAGAUGGUUUAUUGCUUUGCAUUUCAUGAGAUGUGUAUCGACCCAGCUAUAUUUGCACAAUCCGAUGCAAAUUUCGGGCGAGAUUUUCAGACAGAACCAUGUAUGGGAUUACAAGGUUUUCUGGUAUUCCAUAGUUUUGGUGGAGGAACGGGCUCUGGAUUUUCAUCACUUCUCAUGGAACGUUUAUCUGUUGAGUACGGGAAGAAAUCCAAAUUGGAAUUCAGUAUCUAUCCAGCACCACAAGUAUCAACGGCAGUUGUUGAGCCAUACAAUUCAAUAUUGACAACGCACACAACACUCGAACAUUCGGAUUGUUCGUUUAUGGUCGAUAACGAGGCAAUUUACGAUAUUUGCAGACGGAAUCUUGAUAUUGAGCGUCCAUCAUAUGUGAAUCUGAAUCGUUUAAUAGCUCAAAUCGUCUCAUCAAUAACAGCUUCAUUGCGUUUUGAUGGAGCAUUAAACGUUGAUCUUGCCGAAUUCCAGACAAAUCUCGUACCAUACCCUCGAAUUCAUUUCCCAUUAGCAACUUAUGCACCAGUGAUCUCGUCCGAAAAGGCUUACCAUGAGCAACUAUCAGUGUGCGACAUAACGUCGAUGUGUUUCGAACCUCAGAAUCAAAUGGUUAAAUGUGAUCCUCGAAGAGGGAAGUACAUGGCGGUAUGUUUACUGUACCGAGGAGAUGUGGUUCCGAAAGAUGUGAACGCUGCAAUUGCGACAAUUAAAACGAAACGAGGAAUUCGAUUCGUUGAUUGGUGCCCAACAGGAUUUAAAGUCGGCAUAAACUAUCAGCCACCAACGUCGGUUACUGGAGGAGAUCUUGCGGAGGUGCAUCGAGCCGUAUGUAUGCUAUCAAAUACGACUGCAAUCGCCGAGGCUUGGGCACGUUUGAAUCAUAAAUUUGAUUUGAUGUAUUCGAAGAGGGCAUUCGUUCAUUGGUAUGUUGGCGAAGGUAUGGAAGAAGGAGAGUUUACAGAGGCUCGUGAAGAUUUGGCCGCACUUGAACGUGACUAUGAAGAGGUGCGACCGUUAAGAAAAAUUAUGCAUUUUUUGAGUGAACACAUGCAAACAAAAACAUUGAAGAGAUUAACAGAUUAUUGA
Molecule: messenger RNA, 1539 nt
Organism: Anisakis simplex (herring worm)
Lineage: Eukaryota; Metazoa; Nematoda; Chromadorea; Rhabditida; Anisakidae
Source: the annotation of a GenBank genome assembly